This is a messenger RNA of Capronia epimyces CBS 606.96, 3357 nucleotides long. Its product is annotated as ubiquitin conjugation factor E4 B. Gene Ontology annotation, molecular function: ubiquitin-ubiquitin ligase activity. Gene Ontology annotation, cellular component: cytoplasm; nucleus; ubiquitin ligase complex. The record is from RefSeq and is a predicted model, not a curated record. The coding region runs from base 1 to 3357 and encodes 1118 amino acids. The transcript is spliced from 3 exons. Lineage: Eukaryota; Fungi; Ascomycota; Eurotiomycetes; Chaetothyriales; Herpotrichiellaceae. Gene Ontology annotation, biological process: protein polyubiquitination.
AUGUCAGAGCCAUCGCUGGACGCGCAGAAGAUCCGUAACAAAAGACUGGCGAAGUUGCAACAAUCGCAGCCGCCGACCUCGCAAGAAUCCCCCGCCUCGAGUCAAGAGAGCUCACACCCCAACGACCCUGAUGAAGACGGUGCAGGCCAAACAACUUCUGCCCAGAAUGGCCCGGGAUCAACCCCUUCAGUCUAUCCAGCUACUCCUCAAGAAAGUGCCCCAGCGACGCCCUCGCGGACAGGGUCGCCGAUGCCAUCGACCAGCGACCUCUCCAAAGUCCCUUCACAUUCAGCUUCAGGCACUGACUCGCCCGUGCCGGCUGCCGAUAUCUCCCACGCCUCCUCACCCGCACCUUCGACCCGGAUAACGAUCACUCCAGCCGAUGCAACUACUCAAAAGGAAUCGAUCAACGUGGAGCGUCCUAGUUCAAGGCAGACUGAGACCAUCGAACAGUGGGAGGAUCGCACGUUGCGAAACAUCUUCCGCCUCAGUUUUGAUACUGGCCAAACCAAAGACAUGCAUAACCAGACCCUCUACCCUCUUCCCCAAUUAAAGGAAGAGCUGGAGACCGAUGACAGCCCUUUGCUGUUGAAUACGGACUUGCUUGAGCAAGCCAUCAUGGAGGCUGGUGCAAAUCUGGGGAAGAUUAGUCCUCAUGACUGGCUCUUCGGAUGUUGGAAGAGAAUUACAAGAUUGAGCAAAGCCGUCAAGGAUCGGUCGCCUGAGAAUAAGAAAUGGAGCAUUGUAUCAGAAGCCAGAAGGCUGUGCAUGAAUUGGUGUCUGCUGUCUGUCACAAAUCCUGAUAUUUUCGGCGCAGACUAUGACGGGGUCUCCGCGCUGGCAGAUCACCUUCUAUUUGACCCAGAUGAGGACCGAGGAGUGUGUCACGAUUUCCUCACGGAGAUUGUAACGCGGAUUGAGGACGACGACGCCAUCAAGGAUGUUUUAGUCGGAGCUGUGGAGAGGCUCAGUCAACGACUUGCUAAGUUGACGAUGGAUAGCGACUAUCGACGAUACACCGCCAUGUUGCGACAUCUUACCAGGUACAAACCUUUGGCCGUUGCUAUUGCCCAGUCUCCAAUGUUCGUGGACAAGUCUGUACCGGCUGCACAGCUCGAGACAGCCACGCUACUUGGCCCAUACUUUCAGAUCUCACCUCUACAAGCCGAAGUUACCAAACAAUACUUCUCCGGGCCAAAGACAAUGGAUCCCGGACGAAUAAGGAGUGCUCAACAAUCUCUGCAAAUGGCUUUGCGGGCCCACCAGACUGAACUUUUUGACAUUGUCAACACUCUGGUGCGCUCAUCGCCCGAGGCGAGAGAGCAGGUUUUAGAUUGGUUCGCCUUCGUGGUGAACUCGAACCACAAACGACGAGCCAUGCGCAUCGACAAGACAACAGUGUCAAGUGAUGGAUUUAUGAUCAACGUCAAUACCUGCCUGGAUCAAUUAUGUGAGCCUUUUCUAGAUGCGCAAUUUUCAAAAAUCGACCGUGUCGACAUCGACUAUCUACGACGACAUCCGCGAGUCGACAUCAAAGACGAAACUAAGAUCAAUGCGGACCAAGACCAUUCCGAUGCUUAUUACGAGAAUAGGCCUGAAGGAACGAAUAAUUUCAUCUCUGAGUUGUUCUUCCUCACGGUCGCUGCUCACCACUAUGGCAGUGAGGCUGCCCGCAAUAUGUUGAAGGACAUGGAUCGGGAACUCAAACACAUGGCCAAGCAGAUUGAACAAUUCGAGACUGAGCGACACAAAUACGUCAACCACCCAAUGCAACUGCAGAUGUUCGAAAAUGCACUUAAGAAGUACAAAGACCAACAUGACAAAGGGCUGUCCUACAAAUACGCCGUUCAGGGGGUUCUGCUAGACGAGAUCACUCAAACCCGGUCAAUGCAGUUCAUGCGAUUUGUGACCGUCUGGCUACUCCGACAAGUAUCUCCCCAUCGCCAAUUUCCCAAGGAGAAAUUGACACUCCCUCUACCUGCCGAGCAGCCUGAGGCUUUCAAGAAUCUCCCAGAGUAUUUCUUGGACGUCAUCAGCGGUAACUUCGGCUUCAUCAUGUACAAUAUGCCGCAAGUCAUCUCGUCCACGCAGUCAGACGAGCUGAUUAUGCUUUGCGUCACCUUUCUACGAAAUUCAGAAUACAUCAAGAACCCAUAUCUGAAGGCCUCUUUGGUCACCAUCUUAUUCCGAGGGACAUGGUCAUGGCGCCAAGGAGGUAGGGGAAUCCUGGCAGACCAGUACAACAGCCUACCCUUUGCAACUCAGUAUCUUCUGCAUUCCUUGAUGAGGUUCUUCAUCGAAGCGGAGUUUAUGGGCGGCCAUGGCCAAUUUUUUGACAAGUUCAAUGUUCGGUUUGAGAUCUUCCAGAUCAUCAAAUGUGUUUGGCCGAAUCCGGUUUACAGGGAAAAUCUUCUCAACGAGGCAAAAGUCAACAUGGAGUUUUUCGUUAGAUUUGUGAAUUUGUUGCUGAACGAUGUGACCUUUGUCCUCGAUGAGUCAUUCACGGCGUUCCACACAAUUUACGACAUAACGAAGGAACUUUCUCUCGCCGGCACCACACUCGACGAACAGCAACGACAGGAAAAAGAAGAAUCCCUGGAGGCAGCCAAAGGAAGAGCAAAGUCAUACAUGCAGUUGACCAACGUAACAGUCGACAUGUUGAAAUUGUUCACCGAGGCUCUAGCAGAUGCCUUCACCAUGCCGGAAAUCGUUCAGCGAUUGGCAGACAUGCUGGAUUACAACCUUGAUGCCAUGGUUGGCACGAAAAGCUCGUCUCUCAAAGUGGGAAAUCUGCAGGAAUACAACUUCAACCCGAGGUCGCUUCUCAGCGAGAUCGUCGACGUGUACCUGAAUUUAAGCGACAAGGAGAAUUUCAUCCUCGCCGUUGCUCGUGAUGGAAGAUCUUACAAGCCGGACAACUUUGUCGCUGCAGGGAACGUUCUCCGCAAAUUCGUAUUGAAGUCUCCCGAGGAGCUGGCCAGAUGGAACCAGCUCAUCGAGAAGAUCGCCAAGGUCAAAGAAGAGGAUGACGCUGCAGAUGCAGACCUGGGCGAGAUUCCAGAAGAGUUCCUCGACCCCUUGAUGUACACACUGAUGGAAGAUCCGGUGCGGUUGCCUGUGAGCAAGAUCGUAAUCGAUCGAAGUACCAUCCGCAGCCACUUGUUGAGUGACCCCCACGAUCCAUUCAAUCGGAUGCCCCUUAAGAUCGAAGACGUCAUUCCUGCUACCGACGUCAAGGAGGCGAUUGAAAAGUUCAGGGAGGAGAAGAUCGGCAGCCGACGCAAGGAUUUCGUGGAAACGGUUAGGAUCGAAGCGGUUGGCAAUGCUGACGGUGAGCCCAUGGACCUCAGUCCUUGA